Beta vulgaris subsp. vulgaris (sugar beet) is the source of this 1148-nucleotide messenger RNA. RefSeq lists its product as hypothetical. NCBI's taxonomy places the organism in Eukaryota, Viridiplantae, Streptophyta, Magnoliopsida, Caryophyllales, Amaranthaceae. The transcript has a single exon. The record is from RefSeq and is a predicted model, not a curated record. Bases 126 to 635 code for a protein of 169 amino acids.
AUCCCACGUUUUUUCCUCCAGGUUUCCCCUCCAGUUGUGACGCACUCCUUUCCUUCCUGUUAGAAAAAGGCAGUUAUCCUCACAUUCAUAAAAAAUGACUAAACUACCCCUCAACAAAAACCCAUAUGUCAACCUUACCCUUCUCCUUCAACCACCAUAUAAAUCUCUACUAUCCGUUGCAUCCUUCACACUUUUCUCCACUCUCUCUUUCUCUCUUGUUGUUUUUCUCUCUCUUCUGCAACACCCAACUCUCUUUCUCCUCAAAGCAACCAAAAAUGGCGACCACACCAAAUUCAGCAACAACGAAAAAGUGGUUCACCAAGAGGUCAAUUUCAGAAACUACACACUUUCUGUCUCCUCUAAAUCAGCCGAAAACGGCGACAACAACAACAACAACAAGAACAAGGACAAACUCAGCAACGAAGAAAAAAUGGUCUGCGAAGAGGUUGAUGAGCAAGGAAGCAUGGAGAUGGAGAGUACUGAGCUCUGGUUUUAGGUUUCCAUGGAAGAGACUUCACAUGAUCAAAUUGUCUUUCCUCCAUGAUUUUCUCUUCAAAAUUGUCUCUACUUUUGAAGCGAUUUUCCUCGUUUCUAGCCUCUGCUUCUUCUUCCUCUGUUGCGGCUGUCAUUUUUGACCGUAAUUAAGCUUUAUGAAAUAAGUAACUCGUCAAUGGAGUUAUAUGCUUUCUAAUGACAAAUAUCGUCGGAUCUAUCAUCUACACUCUAACAGUCGAAUUGUGAAGCAGACUUUCCCUCCUUCAUUUGUCAUCGGAUUGUAGGAAUUUCGACGCAAGUUUCUCGCUCUCGCUCGGCAUGUAGUAAAAGUUGAAGUGACCUAAUUAACGAUCUAUGCUCUAUUUCAAGAAUUGCGACACAAGUUUCGCUCUCCUUUAUUUCGUCGUCGCAUAGUAAGAAAUGCGACAAAAAUCCUCUUUCAUCGUCUAUGUCGUCGUCGACUUGUAAGAAUUUCGACACAAGUUUCUCUGUCUCUUUCGAUAGAAUAACCUAACGAUUUGUUUAAAUAUUUUGUUAUCUUUUGCUCUUUUUUUUUUCCUAGUAUGAAUUAGCAAGUUUGAUGAAUUUGUAGAUGAUUAAUGUACGUAAUAUUCAAUGUAUAACACUCUAACCUAUUCUUUUAGUUGCAGAAA